Molecule: messenger RNA, 7973 nt
Organism: Elgaria multicarinata webbii
Lineage: Eukaryota; Metazoa; Chordata; Lepidosauria; Squamata; Anguidae
Product: zinc finger protein 208-like
Exons: 8
Coding region: 1-6894 (2297 amino acids)
Biological process (GO): regulation of DNA-templated transcription
Molecular function (GO): RNA polymerase II cis-regulatory region sequence-specific DNA binding; DNA-binding transcription factor activity, RNA polymerase II-specific
Source: RefSeq, a predicted model, not a curated record
AUGACUGAAAAUCUUUCCACACUCUUAAGCAUUUAUAUGGCCUCUCCCCAGUGUGGAUUCCUCUAUGGGUUUGAAGGGAACAGAAAAAACUGCAGAGGAAGUCAACUGAUCCUGGGGGGUCCUUCUGGGCCUUGUUCGCUUGGUGGUGGAGUGGAAGCGGUUUCUGCGCAGCCUGGGCAGGGUCUGGUGACCUUUGAGGAGGUGUCCGUGCAUUUCUCAGAGGAGGAGUGGGCUCUGCUGAAUCCAGGCCAGAGGACUCUGCACAAAGAAGUCAUGGAGGAGAAUCGUGGGAUCCUGGCCUCUCUGGGUAAGGAAUGGCACAGGGAGAGCAAGAAAAAUGGCCUACAUCAGAGAAGGAAAACUGAAACUGAAGAAAAGAGGGAAAACAAAUCCAUUUCUCUUGAAAGAUCAGAGGUCUGUGAAACUCCAAUACUAGAAGCAACAAGAAAAAAGAACAUUUACAAUAGGAAGACACAGAGGAAAAGCUCUCAGUACAUAAAGACUCAGAAGAUUCAUCUUAGCAAAUAUCAAAGACCUCAAUACUUAGAGUGUGAAAAACAAUUCAGUUUCAAAACACAACUUAACUUGCAUCAAAGAAUUCACACUGCGGAGAAGCCCUAUAAAUGUUUUGAGUGCGGAGAAAACUUUGCUCAGAGCACACACCUUAAGCAGCAUCAAAGAAUUCACACUGGAGAGAAGCCCAAUAAAUACUUAGAGUGUGGAGAGAGUGUUCCUCACAGCACAAGCCUUAAGCGGCAUCAAGGAGUUCACACUGGGAAGAAGCCCUAUAAAUGCUUAGAGUGCGGGAAGAGUUUUGCUCAGAGCACAACCCUUAAGCGUCAUCAAAGAAUUCACACUGGGGAGAAGCCCUAUAAAUGCUUUGAGUGUGGGAAGAGCUUUGCUCAGAGCACAACCCUUAAGCGACAUCAAAGAAUUCACACUGGGAAGAAGCCCUAUAAAUGCUUAGAGUGCGGAGAGAGCUUUGCUCACAGCACAAGCCUUAAGCAGCAUCAAAGAAUACACACUGGGGAGAAGCCCUAUAAAUGUUUAGAGUGCGGAGAGAGCUUUGCUCGGAGCACAAGCCUUAAGUAUCAUCAAAGAAUUCACAGUGGGGAGAAGCCCUAUAAGUGCUUAGAGUGCGGAGAGAGCUUUGCUCACAGCCCAAAACUUAAGCUGCAUAAAAAAAUGCACAGUGGGGAGAAGCCCUAUAAAUGCUUUGACUGCGGGAAGAGCUUUGCUUGGUGCACACACCUUAAGCGGCAUCAAAGAAUUCACACUGGGGUGAAGCCCUAUAAAUGCUUAGAGUGCGGGAAGAGCUUUGCUCACAGCUUAAGCCAUAAGCGGCAUCAAAGAACUCACACUGGCGAGAAGCCCUAUAAAUGCUUUGAGUGCGGGAAGAGCUUUGCUGAUAGCUCAAGCCUUAAGCAGCAUCAAAGAAUUCACACUGGGGAGAAGCACUAUAAAUGCUUAGAGUGCGGAAAGAGCUUUGCUCAGGGUUCACAACUUAAGCGGCAUCAAAGAACUCACACUGGGGAGAAGCCCUAUAAAUGCGCAGAGUGCGGAGAGAGCUUUGCUCAGAGCACACACCUUAAGCAGCAUCAAAGAAUUCACACUGGGGAGAAGCCCUAUCAAUGCUUUGAGUGUGGGAAGAGCUUUUCUCGCAGCACAAGCCUUAACACAACCCUUAAGCGUCAUCAAAGAAUUCACACUGGGGAGAAGCCCUAUAAAUGCUUUGAGUGUGGGAAGAGCUUUGCUCAGAGCACAACCCUUAAGCGACAUCAAAGAAUUCACACUGGGAAGAAGCCCUAUAAAUGCUUAGAGUGCGGAGAGAGCUUUGCUCACAGCACAAGCCUUAAGCAGCAUCAAAGAAUACACACUGGGGAGAAGCCCUAUAAAUGUUUAGAGUGCGGAGAGAGCUUUGCUCGGAGCACAAGCCUUAAGUAUCAUCAAAGAAUUCACAGUGGGGAGAAGCCCUAUAAGUGCUUAGAGUGCGGAGAGAGCUUUGCUCACAGCCCAAAACUUAAGCUGCAUAAAAAAAUGCACAGUGGGGAGAAGCCCUAUAAAUGCUUUGACUGCGGGAAGAGCUUUGCUUGGUGCACACACCUUAAGCGGCAUCAAAGAAUUCACACUGGGGUGAAGCCCUAUAAAUGCUUAGAGUGCGGGAAGAGCUUUGCUCACAGCUUAAGCCAUAAGCGGCAUCAAAGAACUCACACUGGCGAGAAGCCCUAUAAAUGCUUUGAGUGCGGGAAGAGCUUUGCUGAUAGCUCAAGCCUUAAGCAGCAUCAAAGAAUUCACACUGGGGAGAAGCACUAUAAAUGCUUAGAGUGCGGAAAGAGCUUUGCUCAGGGUUCACAACUUAAGCGGCAUCAAAGAACUCACACUGGGGAGAAGCCCUAUAAAUGCGCAGAGUGCGGAGAGAGCUUUGCUCAGAGCACACACCUUAAGCAGCAUCAAAGAAUUCACACUGGGGAGAAGCCCUAUCAAUGCUUUGAGUGUGGGAAGAGCUUUUCUCGCAGCACAAGCCUUAAGUUGCAUAAAAGGAUUCACACUGGGGAGAAGCCCUAUAAAUGUUUAGAGUGUGGUAAGACAUUUGCUCAGAGCACAAGCCUUAAGCGUCAUCAAAGAAUUCACACUGGGGAGAAGCCCUAUAAAUGCUUAGAGUGUGGGAUGACCUUCACUCAGAGCACAAGCCUUAAGCUGCAUCAAAGAAUUCACACUGGGGAGAAGCCCUAUAAAUGCUUACAGUGCGCGAAGACCUUUGCGCAGAGCACAUACCUUAAGCUGCAUCAAAGAAUUCACACUGGGAAGAACCCCUAUAAAUGUUUAGAAUGCGGGAAGAGCUAUGUUCACAGCACAAGCCUUAAGGAGCAUCAAAGAAUUCACACUGGGGAGAAGCCCUAUAAAUGUUUAGAGUGCGGGAAGAGCUUUGCUCGGAGCACACUCCUUAAGCAGCAUCAAGGAAUUCACACUGGGGAGAAGCCCUAUAAAUGUUUAGAGUGCGGAAAGAGCUUUGCUCGGAGCACACACCUUAAGCGGCAUCAAAGAUUUCACACCGGUGAGAAGCCCUAUAAAUGUUUAGAGUGCGGGAAGAGCUUUGCUCGGAGCACACACCUUAAGCAGCAUCAAGGAUUUCACACCGGUGAGAAGCCCUAUAAAUGUUUUGAAUGCGGGAAGAGCUUUGCUCGGAGCACACACCUUAAGCGGCAUCAACGAAUUCACACUGGUGAGAAGCCCUAUAAAUGCUUUGACUGCGGGAAGACCUUUCUUCAGAGCACAGAACUUAAGCAGCAUCAACGAAUUCACACUGGUGAGAAGCCCUAUAAAUGCUUUGAAUGCGGGAAGAGCUUUGCGCACUGCACAAGCCUUAAGAUGCAUCAAAGAAUUCACACUGGGGAGAAGCCCUAUAAAUGCUUAGAAUGCGGGAAGAGCUUUGCGCACAGCACAAGCCUUAAGCUGCAUCAAAGAAUUCACACUGGGGAGAAGCCCUAUAAAUGCUUAGAGUGUGGGAUGACCUUCGCUCAGAGCACAAGCCUUCAGCUGCAUCAAACAACUCACACUGGGGAAAAGCCCUAUAAAUGCUUAGAAUGCGGGAAGAGCUUUGCUCUGAGCUCACACCUUAAGCAGCAUCAAACAAUUCACACAGGAGAGAAGCCCUAUAAAUGCUUUGACUGCGGGAAGACCUUUGCUUUGAGCACAGACCUUAAGCGGCAUCAACGAAUUCACACUGGUGAGAAGCCCUAUAAAUGUUUAGAGUGUGGGAAGACCUUUGCUCAGAAUUGUGGGAAGACCUUUGCUCACAGCCCCCACCUUAAGCGGCAUCAAAGAAUUCACACUGGAGAGAAGCCCUAUAAAUGCUUUGAUUGCGGGAAGACCUUUGCUCAGAGCAUAAACCUUAAGCUUCAUCAAAGAAUUCACACUGGGGAGAAGCCCUAUAAAUGCUUUGAGUGUGGGAAGACCUUUGCUAUGGGCGCACACCUUAAUCGGCAUCAAAGUAUUCACACUGGGGAGAAGCCGUGGAAAUGCUUAGAAUGCGGGAAGAGCUUUGCUCACAUCACAAACCUUAAGCUGCAUCAAAGAAUUCACACUGGGGAGAAGCCCUAUAAAUGCUUAGAAUGCGGGAAGAGCUUUGCUCACAGCAUCAGCCUUAAGCGGCAUCAAGGAAUUCAUACUGGGGAAAAGCCCUAUAAAUGCUUAGAAUGCGGGAAGAGCUUUGCUCACAGCAUCAGCCUUAAGCGGCAUCAAGGAAUUCACACUGGGGAAAAGCCCUAUAAAUGCUUAGAAUGUGGGAAAAGCUAUUUUCGGAGCUCAUGCCUUAAGCGGCAUCAAAGAAUUCACACUGGGGAGAAGCCCUAUAAAUGUUUAGAGUGCGGGAAGAGCUUCACUCAGAGCACAAGACUUAAGGAGCAUCAACUAAUUCACACUGGGGAAAAGCCUUAUAAAUGUUUAGAGUGCGGGAAGACCUUUGUUCGGAGUACAAGCCUUAAGGAGCAUCAACGAAUUCACACUGGGGAAAAGCCUUAUAAAUGCUUAGAAUGCGGGAAGGGCUUUGCUCAGAGCUCACUCUCACGCCUUAAGCAGCAUCAAAGAACUCACACUGGGAAAAAGCCCUAUAAAUGCUUGGAGUGCGGGAAGAGCUUUGCUUACAGCACAAGCCUUAAGCUGCAUCAGGGAAUUCACACUGGGGAGAAGCCCUAUAAUUGCUUAGAAUGCGGGAAGAGCUUUGUUAAGAGCAGACGCCUUAAGCAGCAUCAAGGAAUUCACACUGGGGAGAAGCCCUAUAAAUGCUUAGAAUGCGGGAAGAGCUUUGUUCUGAGCACACGCCUUAAGCGGCAUCAAAGAAUUCACACUGGGGAGAAGCCCUAUAAAUGCUUAGAAUGCGGGAAGAGCUUUGCUCACAGCAUCAGCCUUAAGCUGCAUCAAGGAAUUCACACUGGGGAGGAGCCCUAUAAAUGCUUAGAGUGUGGAAAGACCUUUACUCGGAGCACAAACCUUAAGCUGCAUCAAAGUAUUCACAGUGGGGAGAAGCCCUAUAAAUGCUUAGAAUGCGGGAAGAGCUUUGUUCUGAGCACACGCCUUAAGCAGCAUCAAGGAAUUCACACUGGGGAGAAGCCGCAUAAAUGCUUAGAAUGCGGGAAGAGCUUUGUUCUGAGCACAAGCCUUAAGCGGCAUCAAAGAGUUCACACUGGGGAGAAUCCCUAUAAAUGCUUAGAAUGCGGGAAGAGCUUUGCUCACAGCAUCAGCCUUAAGCAGCAUCAAGGAAUUCACACUGGGGAGAAGCCCUAUAAAUGCUUCGAAUGCGGGAAGACCUUUGCUCACAGCACAAAACUUAAGCGGCAUCAAAGAAUUCACACUGAAGAGAAGCCCAAUAAAUGUUUAGAGUGCGGGAAGACCUUUGCUCAGAGUGCACAACUUAAGCAGCAUCAACGAAUUCACACUGGGGAGAAGCCCUACAAAUGCUUUGAGUGUGGGAAGACCUUUGCUCAGUGUGAAAGACUUAAGCUUCAUCAAAGUAUUCACACUGGGGAGAAGCCGUGUAAAUGCUUAGAAUGCGGGAAGACCUUUGCUUGCAGCUCAAACCUUAAGCAGCAUCAACGAAUUCACACUGGGGAGAAGCCCUAUAAAUGUUUAGAGUGCGGGAAGACCUUUGCUCGGAGUGCACACCUUAAGCAGCAUCAAGGAAUUCACACUGGGGAGAAGCCCUUUAAAUGCUUAGAAUGCGGGAAGACCUUUGCUCACAGCACAAACCUUAAGCUGCAUCAAAGAAUUCACACUGGGGAGAAGCCUUAUAAAUGCUUAGAAUGCGGGAAGAGUUUUGUUCUAAGCUCAAUCCUUAAGCAGCAUCAAAGAAUUCACACUGGGGAGAAGCCCUAUAAAUGCUUAGAAUGCGGGAAGAGCUUUGCUCGCAGCACAACCGUUAAGCAGCAUCAAAGAAUUCACACUGGGGAGAAGCCCUAUAAAUGCUCAGAAUGCGGGAAGAGCUUUGCUCACAAAAUAAGCCUUAAGCUGCAUCAAGGAAUUCACACUGGGGAGAAGCCCUAUAAAUGCUUAGAAUGCGGGAAGAGCUUUGCUCACAAAAUAAGCCUUAAGCUGCAUCAAAGAAUUCACACUGGGGAGAAGCCCUAUAAAUGCUUAGAAUGCGGGAAGAGCUUUGCUCACAAAAUAAGCCUUAAGCUGCAUCAAGGAAUUCACACUGGGGAGAAGCCCUAUAAAUGCUUACAAUGCGGGAAGACCUUUGCUCACAGCACAAAACUUAAGCGGCAUCAAAAAAUUCACACUGGGGAGAAGACCUAUAAAUGCUUAGAAUGUGGGAAGACCUUUGUUCUGAGUGCACAACUUAAGCAGCAUCAACGAAUUCACACUGGGGAGAAGCCCUAUAAAUGUUUAGAGUGCGGGAAGACCUUUGCUCAGAGUGCACAACUUAAACAGCAUCCACGAAUUCACACUGGGGAGAAGCCCUAUAAAUGUUUAGAGUGCAGGAAGACUUUUGCUCAGAGUGCACAACUUAAGCAGCAUCAACGAAUUCACACUGGGGAGAAACCCUAUAAAUGCUUAGAAUGCGGGAAGAGCUUUGCUCACAAAAUAAGCCUUAAGCUGCAUCAAGGAAUUCACACUGAGGAGAAGCCCUAUAAAUGCUUGGAAUGCGGGAAGAGCUUUGUUCUGAGCUCAAUCCUUAAGCAGCAUCAAAGAAUUCACACUGGGGAGAAGCCCUAUAAAUGCUUAGAAUGUGGGAAGAGCUUUGCUCGCAGCACAAACCUUAAGCAGCAUCAAAGAAUUCACACUGGGGAGAAGCCCUAUAAAUGCUUAGAAUGCAGGAAGAGCUUUGUUCAGAGCUCAGGCCUUAAGAGGCAUCAAAGAAUUCACACUGGGAAGAAACCCUAUAAAUGUUUAGUGUAACAUUUAUAGCAUCAUGGAAUAGAAGAGUUGGAAGGGGCCACUUAAGGCCAUUGCGUCCAACACCCCUGCUCAAUGCAGGAAUCCGCCCUAUAACAUACCUGACAGAUGGUUCUUCAGCUGCCUCUUAAAGGCCUCUAGUGUGGGACAGUCCACAACCUUCCAUGGUAACUGGUUUCAUUUUUGUACUGCUCUAACAGGAAGUUUUUCCUGAUGUCCAGCUUGAAUCUGGCUUCCUGUAACUUGAGGCCAUUAUUCUGUGUCCUGCAUCCUGGAAUGAUCGUGAAGAGAUCCUUGCCCUCCUCUGUGUGACAACCUUUCAUGUCAUUGAGGAGUGCUAUCAUAUCUCCCCUCCAUCUUCUUCUCCAGAGUAAACAUGCCCAGUUCUUUGAGUCUCUCCUAAUAGGGCUUUGUUUCCAGGUCCCUGAUCAUCCUAUGAACAUGCUCCAGCUUGUCUGCAUCCUUCUUGAAGUGUGUUGCGAAGAAUUUUCCCAGGGAUGGAUGUCAGACUGACUGGUCUGUCUUUUCCCAGGUUCCUCCUUUUUGCCCUGUUUGAAAAAGGGACAAUGUUAGCCCUCGUCCAGACAUCCGGCACCUCACCCGUCUUCCAUGAUUUCGCAAAGCUAAUGGACAGUGGUUCUUUGAGUUCUUCUACUAUCUCCUUCAUUACUCUAGGAUGCAGUUCAUUGGGCCCAGGAGAUUUGAACUCAUUCAAGGAAAUUAGGUGUUGCUUAACCAUUUGUUUAUCAAUCUCAGACUGCAAUCCUGCCCCCUCAAAUUCUGCAUCACUUUUUCCGGGGGUGGGUGGGUCAUAGACUGCGUUUGGGAGAAGACUGAGGCAAAGUAGGAGUUGAGCACUUCAGCCUUUUCUUUGUCAUCAGUUAUCUAUUACCCAUCCUUGUUAAGCAGUUGAACCACCAUUUCUUUCCUGUGUGUUUUACUAUUCACAUAUGUGGAGAAAGCCUUUUUAUUGCUUUUAGCAUCACCCGCUAAUCUCAGCUCAUUCUCAGGUUUAGCCUUCCUGGCUAGUCCAUGGGUCUUCACGACAUACCCGGGUUUCAAUCCCACACAGCAGGUAGUCU